Mycena indigotica is the source of this 3183-nucleotide messenger RNA. RefSeq names its product WD-REPEATS-REGION domain-containing protein. Bases 1 to 3183 code for a protein of 1060 amino acids. Gene Ontology annotation, biological process: proteolysis. The record is from RefSeq and is a predicted model, not a curated record. Gene Ontology annotation, molecular function: metalloexopeptidase activity; protein binding. The transcript has 32 exons. Lineage: Eukaryota; Fungi; Basidiomycota; Agaricomycetes; Agaricales; Mycenaceae.
AUGAAGUACCUUGUUGGACUCGUCGCCCUAGCCUGUGUGGCUGCCAGUCCUCUGUCAGACCAAAUUCCGCUGUUUAACACCCAGCUGGAAUCCUCCCAUCCUGAUUUCCCCGACUUCGAUCUCAAUGCUCUCCGUCUCGUUCAAUUGGAGGGUCAGACUACCCCAAUCUACAUGACUGAGUUGGAGAAGGAAGCCAAGGCACGCGGCGUGAUGUUCUUCGACGUCACAGACACCCCAGAGCUCGGAACCUCAUCUCGCCUGCGAAUUCAGUCUUCUUUCCCGACACCAAACGCCACAGAGAAGGUGAUCCCAAUUAUCAAGACUCUUUCCACCAAGGGUCCCGAGGCAAACCUUAGGAAGUUUACCAGCUUCCGCACCAGACACUAUCGCAGUGACACUGGAGCAAAGAGCCAGGCUUGGCUGAAGAGCAAGAUACAGGAGAUUACUUCAGAAUGGGGCUCCAAAUCACUUCAAGCAAAGAUUUCUAUUUCCGAGUUCACCCACUCUUGGGGCCAGAACUCUCUCAUUGCUAGAAUCAAUGGUUCCUCGACCACCGACGAUGGUGUUGUCAUUAUUGGUGCUCAUCAGGACAGCACCAACAUGUGGCCUUUCCUACCCGCUCCUGGUGCCGAUGACGAUGGAUCUGGGACAGUCACUAUCUUGGAAAGUUAUCGCGCUUUGCUUGCAGCUGACUUCCACCCUGAACGAGCCAUUGAAUUCCAUUGGUAUUCUGCCGAAGAGGGUGGCUUGCUUGGCUCUCAAGCUGUAGCUUCUGCAUAUGAAGCCAAGAAUGUGAACGUCAUUGCCAUGAGUCAGUUCGAUAUGACUGCGUGGGUCAAGCGCGGUACUAGGGAAGAAGUUGGCCUGAUCAGUGACUUCGUUGACUCGCCUCUCACCGAGUUCAACAAAGCGCUCGUUGAGAAGUACCUGGAUAUUCCAUGGGUUUCGACCAAGUGUGGCUACGCAUGCUCGGACCACGCAUCGUGGAUGAAGGCAGGCUAUCCUAGCUCAUUCACCAUCGGCAACACAUUUGAGAACUCCAACAAGAACAUCCACUCGGCCAACGACCGAAUCGAUGUCUCUGAUGAAUUCAGUUUCUCUCAUAUGUUAGAGUUCUCCAAACUCGCAGUCGCUUUCGCAGUAGAGCUAAAUGCCCCAAUACCUCGCAUUGCUCCGCCUCGCUAUAACCCAACGAAGAAACGCCCUGCGCACAAUUCGUUUGCUGGCAACCGUUCACCAGCUAAACGUCGACGCUUAGACCAUGAGUUCCGUCAGGAUAUCAUUCGCGAGCUUCCGGCCCACUGCCAGAACACAUCCCAUUUCCCAGGGGCACACAAUCGACGCCAGGCUUUCGUAGCGCGUGAGAUUGCAAACAUUCAAGCCUCCCCUCUUGGUCUUCGUGUUGUCCACUACAACAUUAAUCCCACCAACGUCUCGUUUAUCUGCGUCCAAACAGAUAUCACCAAGGUUUCACUUGCCCCCAAGUCGACUCUUGAAGCCAAAGUAGUCGAAUCACUGCGUCAACAGCCUGAGGCAUUGAAGCCUCCAGUCGCAAGUUCCACUCCUUCUCCUGACUUGGCUUCUUUACCCACUGGCCCUGUUCGAUCCUUCAGGUCCGGAAGAUUAUGCUUCCAAGUACCCACAAAGCUAGACUCGGGCACAAACCUUGUUCCAACUAUGGACGACAACCGCGUUGCCGGUCUUUUAUCUGUGGACAAGGCAGCACAACAGUCGCGGGAACCGUCUUUGCAUGCUAAAGAAUCUUCACCGGCAGUCUCCGCUGACCUCCCCACCCCAAGAUCUCCCUCUCCGCGACCAUCGCCGUCUAUUCCUAGCUUAGACGAGCUUUCAGAACUAUUACCCACAGUCAUUCGCCGCUCCUUAUCCCCAUUGCCCUUUCGGCAGCUUGAAUUCGUGCUUGAUGGUGAACAACUCUGUUUUCCGAUUCGACAUCAACACGACAAGUUACGCCGGCUACUAUUGGACCCUUUCGACCCAUCCUCGUCCUUCACUCUAUCUAUGCACGGGUAUCUACAGGAUGUAGACAUUGAAUCACGCCGACAUUGGUCCGUUGACCCGGCCACUUCUCGGAGGGAAUUCGUCGAAGACGCCUGUCUUCUGGUUAACGGUGAUUGCUCGGUCACGAUCGUCGGCCACGGGCGUGAUGCACAACAGCUUUCGCUCAUCCAGAACCGCCGAACAAAGGCGGCCGGGACUGUUACGUUCACUGACCUUGAAAGGCCAUGGAAUUCGCUCAAGAAGGGUGGAGUGAGUUGUGUAGCGCCCAUCAAACAGCCUUCUUUGUUUGCCAGCGGAGGGUAUGACCACAACAUCCACCUAUGGAAGCUGGACGAUGAUCUAUCGACCGUUUCCUCACGCCACUCCCUGAUGAUCAGACACAACUCGCUUGUGCAAUCUAUUCUCGGAGUAUCCGAUACUAGCCACAAGCUUGCUUCAGCAGGAGCGGACUGUUGUGUCAAUUUUUACGACCUUUCUUCACAAAGAGUUGUUAAUACCCUUCGCACGUCCAACUCGGUAUACCACCUGCAUCCGACCACCUCAAGCUUUUGCACCCUGUUUGAGCUCGCGCAUCGUGAUUUCCAAUUCGAAGUACACGAUCAUCGACUGGUGCCCUCUAUACCCACGCUACGAUUUGGCUAUGCGAAUCCUCAGGUCCAUGGGAGAUACUCAAAAGGCGCUUCGUUUUCGGAUUACUUCGCAUCUGGUGACAAAGAAGGCAUCAUUCGAGUGUGGGAUCUCCGCAACUCCAACAAACCCUGCUGUCAGAUCGAAUGCACGAAAGGACAACGGAUUGCGCAUAUUGUAUCAGAGUCGUCCCGACUAUUAGACGUCGAUAUAGCGCAUGACAUACAAACGACCUCUGGGAUUCAAGGUGCUCUGCACGGCGCAGCAAUCGGGUUAGGUUCAACAAUAAUUUUACACUACAGUUGGCCGUUUUUCAGGCGCCAGACUUUUCCGUUCAAGGGCUUUAUAGUCUGCACUUGUUCCGUAUUCGGUCUGGUGUUAAGCGCUGAACGAGCACUCCAAGAAUACGAAGCGUUCAGGCGCCUUGAAGAGAACUCAAUCCGCAAAGAGGCGCGAUAUGAGCUGGCCCAGCAAGGGGUCAUUCCCACAGAGACUGCUAUAACUCAGUGGCGGAAAAGCAACAAUAAAGACAAGUAG